AUGAUUUUCAUUCUUUUAGAGAAAAGGUUCUCAACAGUACCAACAAACUUUCUGUUGUUCAUUUUGUGUUUAGUUGACUUAGUUGCUUUGUGCACUUCCUGCCUAUGGCAUAACCUUCAUCGAUAUGGUAUUAUAGACACUUAUGAGAUAUGCGCUAUUAGAGUUUUCAUGCAGACAUUUUGUCCAAUUUAUUCUGGACUUGUCAGUGUUUUGAUGGCGCUAGACAGGGCUAUGGCGUUUAGCGUCCCGUUUUUUUACCGUUCGAAAAUUACGAAAAAGGUUUGGUCUAUUGUUUGCUUUUUGGGGUGUAUAUGUAUUGCAUGUAUUUGCAUUUUGCCACAUCUUGGACUAGGGAGCAUGUGGAAUGCUGUUAAAAAGGGAGACUCUGUCAAAUACAAAUGUUCGGCAUUUCAAUUCCCAAAAGAAUCUAAGCAAAGAAUAUUCUUGAUAUUAUUUUCAUCAUCUGGCAUAAUUCUGAUAAGCCUAAUCGCCAUUUGUAAUUUCAUUGUUGUGGUAACCGUGAUGAAACUUAGACAUAGAAAUAUAGAAGCAAAGAAGAAAAGCGGAAGUAAUAUGUCCACAAAAGCUUUAGAAUUACGAUUUGCUGUCAUCGUUAUCACCCUGGCUUGUGUGUUUAUUACCUGUUGGGCACCAUAUAACGUUUGGGUUAUGUAUACUUUGUUAGGUGUGCAUAUGUCGCCAACAACAAUGGGAAAAAUACAUAUGUUAGCUGGAUUCAAUUUUUCUAUUGACCCUUUUGUGUACUUGAUUAUUCGGAAGUCUAACAGACUAGUUAUAAGACGUUUCUUCCAAUGCUGCCGAUGUUGUCGACAAAAGAAAGUGCUGGACUUCACGACUGUUAAUUCAACUAAACAGCUCGACGAUUUGGCUUCUAAAGCCACACUCAACACAUAG
This is a messenger RNA of Mytilus trossulus (common blue mussel), 915 nucleotides long. RefSeq names its product rhodopsin, GQ-coupled-like. NCBI's taxonomy places the organism in Eukaryota, Metazoa, Mollusca, Bivalvia, Mytilida, Mytilidae. Gene Ontology annotation, biological process: adenylate cyclase-activating G protein-coupled receptor signaling pathway; inflammatory response; positive regulation of cytosolic calcium ion concentration. The record is from RefSeq and is a predicted model, not a curated record. Gene Ontology annotation, molecular function: G protein-coupled receptor activity. Gene Ontology annotation, cellular component: plasma membrane. Bases 1 to 915 code for a protein of 304 amino acids. The transcript has 3 exons.